CCCCCUGCUGGCCUUCAGCAGCCACGUCCUGGACCGGCCGGAGCGGCUAACUGCGACUGCGCCCUCCGAAGCCCGCCGGGACAGUCUGGGUGCUUGGCAAAGCGCUGACCUGGACCGGAAGCGGAAGUGAGGUCGAGUUCGCCUCGCGCGCUUCUCCCACCACAGCCACUCCCAACCCUGAGGGUUGGGUCGCUUUGCGCAAGUGCCGGAAGCGGAAGUUGUUAAGACGUGGGGAAGUUCUUGGGAGAGAGUCGAGUUAUCCUAGCGCUCCGUGUGUUCGCUCUGCGGCAGCCUGAGCAUCAGGUAAAGCGCAUUUGUGAGACCUCGGCAGCCCUGCUAACCGGCCCAAGCCGGAUCCCGACCCCGUAUCCUAGCCUGAGGGGUGUGGUACCCGGUGCUCCGACUCCUUCCUAGGGUCCUGGUGGAGGUACCGGGAGUCGCUUGUCCCUCCCUUGGAGUGAGGCCCCCCGUCCGGCUUCCCGGUGUCGCCGUAGACCUCCGCCAUGGGCAACACGAGCAGCGAGCGCGCUGCGCUGGACCGGCAGGGCGGCCACAAGACGCCCCGAGGGGACAGCUCGGGGGGCUCCAAGGAUGGGGACAGGCCCAAGAUCCUGAUGGACAGCCCCGAGGACGCUGACCUCUUCCACUCCGAGGAAAUCAAGGCUCCGGAGAAGGAGGAGUUCCUGGCCUGGCGGCACGAUCUGGAAGUGAAUGACAAAGCUUCUGCCCAGGCUCGGCCAACUGUGUUUCGAUGGACGGGGGGCGGAAAGGAAGUUUACUUAUCUGGGUCCUUCAACAACUGGAGUAAACUUCCCCUCACAAGAAGCCACAAUAACUUUGUAGCCAUCCUGGACCUGCCCGAAGGACAGCACCAGUACAAGUUCUUCGUGGAUGGUCAGUGGACACACGACCCUUCGGAGCCGAUAGUGACCAGCCAGCUUGGCACAGUAAACAACAUCAUUCAAGUGAAGAAAACUGACUUUGAAGUAUUUGAUGCUUUAAUGGUGGAUUCCCAAAAGUGCUCCGAUGUGUCUGAGCUGUCCAGUUCCCCACCAGGACCCUACCAUCAGGAGCCCUACGUCUGGAAACCAGAGGAGCGGUUUAAAGCACCCCCCAUCCUCCCGCCGCAUCUUCUCCAGGUCAUCCUGAACAAGGACACGGGGAUUUCCUGUGAUCCAGCUUUGCUCCCUGAGCCCAACCACGUCAUGCUGAACCACCUCUAUGCGCUUUCCAUCAAGGACGGAGUGAUGGUGCUCAGCGCGACCCACCGCUACAAGAAGAAAUACGUCACCACCUUGUUAUACAAGCCCACGUGAGGAGCUGGGCGCCCGCCCCGGGCCCCGGGGAGCAGCGUGCACCGCCGGGCUCCACGCGCGCCUGCUUUUCGCUCCACAGGAUGGACUGUAAAUUUCCCCCUUCACGCUCUUCAGAAGACAUUUCCUGCCGCCCUACUCCUACUUGAAGGUUUGUUGCAGACACAGCAGCUCCUGGAGCGCCUCAGUCUGUAACAGUCCUCUUAGCACCCGGUGGCUGUGAGCCCUGGGGCUCAUCAAGGCUGAGGCGGGAGGAGGGGGAGCAGACGGCCUGCACCCCACACCGCAGUGCAGAGGACGGUGCAGGUCUAAACUUACAUCCUCUGAACUGGUCACGGAGACUCUUCUUAAGCCAAAAAGGAACCCGAGCCACUUUGCUGGUGGAAAUCCGGGAAGCAGGUACCGAGGCCGCACAGGAUCUCUCAUCAUGUGUGUGUGUCUUGACCUGUCCCUGCUGAGGCCUGGCUGUGGACCUAACGGCAAGUAUGGUAUUGGUCCUGCCUGUCCUCUGAAUUCAGAGCAAUAGAUCGUCUUCCAUUCCCUGCUCCAGGGAGGCAUAAUUUCUAUAGAAAUUAGAACCUGUCUAAUUUCCAGAUGAAGUUUUACAAUUGUUUCUUACACUUAUGUGCACUAAGUUUUUUUAACCAAAGGUGGCUGACUGUACAACCUUCGGGCAAUUUUUAAAUCACCCCAACUAGACUAUAGAUCAUGUGAACUGUGCUCAGCAAUAAUCUGUUCUCAGAACAGACUUGGAAAACCACGGCCAGAUUUCUCCGCAACACAAAAGGAGGUCCCCCGUGGUCCAGAAGACUGCUAACAGACCCAGGUGAAAGUCUUUAUACCCAAGAAGCUAAAAGCAAUGGAGUUAUUUCAUGGAUAUGGAACAGGAAGCCCUGUUUGGUCCAAAUCACAGGAGCAAAGCCACACUGCAGUGUCCUGUGACCCAGGUAAUGAAGAAAAAGCCUGUACUUUUGGACCUAGAAUCUUAUUUAUGCGAAUAAGCUUUGACUGCAAUUUCGUGUUACGAUAUUUCCUGCUGGCAUCUCGGUAGUCACACGGAGCUCCCCACACGCCAGUGAAGAUGGCUGUCCACAACUACCACCGUUGAAACCAAAACUCAAAAUGUGGAAAUUCCAACAACCCACGCUCAGAAAGCCAGAACUUUGUGUGUGCAGCAGUAAAAUUUGAGAUAAAGCUUGAUUUCAAGAUGUCGAAAUCUGAGCUAUCUUCAUCUUUUGUCAUGUGGCUUUGUGAUAUAGAAGACAAAAAAAAAAAAGAAAUUUCAAGUAAGAGUAUCAUGUUAAGCCGAUUUGUAAUGGAAGAGAAAUUAUAAAGCGUGUCGGGGGCCCAUCGUAAAGCAAGCUCACUGCCCAGAGGAACAAAAGUGGCUCAAGGAAGGCCAUUCGAGAAGUCAGCUUAGGUUGAUGGGAUAAAGGGAACCACUUGUCAUUCUGGGCGGAGCGGGCCAUUUUCCGUCUCCAAAUCCUUUAAUAACCAAUGCUCUACCACGUCAAUUUUAUGUUUGUUUCUUGCAAAGAGUUACAUUUCCUGCUCUGCUAAACAGACUGGGGCAGUGCAGCCUGCAGUGAAUCACAUUCUCCCAAGCUGGCCUUCUGCAUUCUGGACCUGCCCAAAGCAGGCAACAACAAAAAGACGGUUUUAUAAGCCAAGAGACAACUAAAGGAAACUGCUGGUUUUCCAGACAUGCCUGGCAGCAGCAGGAAAUCAACAGCAUUAUUUCUGCCCCUUGUUCACAGGAACUAGAACCAUUUUCCACCACAGGAUAAGUUAACUCCUUACAGAGACACCAUAUCAUCUCAAAAGGAAGGUGCCUGGCCAUCUAACUAACUAGUGAGGCAGUGGAGAAAAGGAAAAAAUCUAAUUACAGUACUUGGGUUGGCUCUUGGUAUGACUGACUUGGAAACUAAAUAAAAUCUAGACAUUGUCAGGAGAGGACUACAGCCCUUUGAGCAGUCACUCCUGAGGCAGGAUCAAGCCAAAAAGAGUGAGAAGCAGCUGGUUAUUCAGCACUUCUGGUUUCCCAGUAAGUUCCUGGGACUAAAAUCACACUGACCAAACAUUUCUGACCAACACUUACAUUUCAACAAAAGAAAGAGACACUACUGUUAGGACACAGUCUCAGAACAUUAAAUUGAUGACUCUCUUUUCUAAGAUCUAAGCAGCAUUUCAUAACAUUAGAGGUGGUUCCUCCACCAAACUGAGUCCCUUGAGAAUAAAAACCAUCUUGUCUUCAGCUGUGUAGCCCCAGACAUUGUGUCUGACAAAUGGUGGGGGUCCACAUAACUCUUUAUAGGGUAGGCAUGUGGGGUUUGUAAACCAGUCCACAAAAUUAAAACCCUAGGUCAAUUAAAUAUUCCCCUGGGUUAAAUAAGCUUAUCUCCUUUGUGGACCAGGAUCUUAAAAUUAAUUACACAUCUCAAACCUGCACAUCAAACCGAAUCUGGCUCCAAGCCCUGGGUGUCGAGACAAAGCCAGUCCCACUUCCACACACUGCUGGUGGGACAACUAAAGGGUACAGCCUCUGAGGAAGAAAACUCAGCAACAUCUAUCAAAAUUACCAACGCCCAUCAAUUCCUUUUCUAGGAUCAUCCCCCAGAUAGAUUCCUAAGCAUGCAAAAUGAAUGCACAAAGUCAUUUACUACAGCAACAGACUGGAAACAACCCAAACAUCCACUGAUAAAGGAGCAGUUAGUUAAAUAAGGUAUAGUCAUGGGAACGAAUGCUAUGCAGUUGUAAAAAGAAAAAAAACGAAUGAAGAAAUACUUGGGAUACUGACGUGGAGCAAUCUCCAAGACCCAGAAGAGUGUGUGCGGUGUGCCCUCCGUCGCCUGUACCGAGAAGAAGGGGAAGAGCACUUCCAGGUUGGCAGGGUAAGGACUCCCGAAAACCCGUGUCUCCAUAGCAACAACAAGAACACUGGCAAAAGUGUCAAAAUCAACUUUUUGGAACUCUGGAAAUUAACCAAAGUCUUGCAACAAUUCAAAGAGUGUUUAUGCAAGAAAAUGUGCAAUAUUCACCACCCCUGUCUCCCCAGAUCUGCAGUAGUUUUGAAACCAACAGCCUUGUAACCAGCUGUGAAAGCCAGCACCCUGGUAACCACUGGAGGGAGUACAUUAGGACUCGAGCUUCCCAACAGCCCCAGCCUCAGAAAAUUGUCACUAUCUGACUUCCCUGGAAAAAGACCAUCCUCGGGGCUUGUUUUUAAUUGAGCUGAUUCAGGUCUUCCUCUAGAGAAAUGCCCUAUCUCUAGACAUUUACCAAAAAAAAAAAAAAAAAAAAUCAAUGGCUACUGUUGAACAUGGCAAAUGCCUGAGGCAGUAAGACCAGUUGGGGGAAACAAGAGGCUAGCUACAACACUCAGAAGGAAGUCCUGCAUAUUCCUGGGGAUAUGUAAGGACACGCACGCACACACACACACACGUAAGCCUGUCACAUACCCAGGAAAAACCUAGAAGGCCUCAGUCUGUCAGCCACAGCUGACUGAGUGCUGAAGGUGUGCCCCAAAACACACAAACACACGGUCGCUCAGCAAAGGGUGGGUUCAGUGCAUUUAAGAAAAUCUCUUUCUAGUCAUUCAGCCGACCACUACCCUACCCAAGCAGGAACUUCAAUGGCUGCACAUAACAAAGGACAGACUGCAGAAUUAGUACAAGAGUCACUAAACAGAUAGCGGCGACAACACACCCAGGGAGGGGAAGGGGGCGCUGCCACACUGUGUUAUUUGAAAUGUUCAGUUUUCAACAAGAAAAAAUUUACAAGACAUUCCAAGCAAGAGUAAGUAAAUAAAUAAAGUAUAGCCCAUACUCAAGGCCUCGUUUCUUCUUUUA
Physeter macrocephalus (sperm whale) is the source of this 5161-nucleotide messenger RNA. RefSeq names its product protein kinase AMP-activated non-catalytic subunit beta 1 (gene PRKAB1). Bases 504 to 1316 code for a protein of 270 amino acids. NCBI's taxonomy places the organism in Eukaryota, Metazoa, Chordata, Mammalia, Artiodactyla, Physeteridae. The transcript is spliced from 10 exons. The record is from RefSeq and is a predicted model, not a curated record. Gene Ontology annotation, biological process: signal transduction. Gene Ontology annotation, cellular component: nucleus; cytoplasm; nucleotide-activated protein kinase complex. Gene Ontology annotation, molecular function: protein kinase binding.